Molecule: messenger RNA, 213 nt
Organism: Ilex paraguariensis (yerba mate)
Lineage: Eukaryota; Viridiplantae; Streptophyta; Magnoliopsida; Aquifoliales; Aquifoliaceae
Source: the annotation of a GenBank genome assembly
AUGGAAAGCAACCCAGUGGCUAUUGCUAAAUCCACCACUGCUGAUUCCUCAUCGCCUUCGCCGGUUGAGAUUUUCGAUGGAAAUUCCUCCCCGCAGAAAAUAGAAAACACACCCGUGACUAUUGCUGCAGCCACCAAUGGUGCGUCCUUAUCCCCGGUUGAAAGGGCUCGCCAAAUCCGAAUCACACCUGAGGAGUGUGCGACUUUCUUUUAA